AUUGCACGACCUCUUUCUAUCAUCAUUCACAGUUUCUGUUACUUGUGCACUCAAUGAUCCCAUCAUUGAUGCCAUUUAUAUAUCUCUCCUCUUCUUCAACUCAUUUGCAACAACCAAAAUAAAAAACCCCUCUCCUAGAAAUAUAUAAUAUAUCCCUAUCCAUCCUCUCACAUGGCUCUUUAUGUUUUCUCCCUUAUUGUUUUACUCCUCACUUGUUCAUCCUCAGGGCUUAAGGGCGCCUCGAGUGAUGAUCAGACACAAUUCUUCAGUCUCAUGAAAAAGUCUCUUUCGGGGAAUUUGUUGUCUGCUUGGGAUGUGAAUGGAUCGCAACCAGUUUGCAAAUACAGAGGUAUUGAAUGCAACAAUCAGGGUUUUGUUGUAAAGAUUGAUAUCUCCUGGUGGGCACUUACUGGUAGUUUUCCGGAAGAUGUGUGCACUUACCUUCCUGAAUUGCGUAUCCUUCGCCUUGGAAACAACCACCUGCGUGGAAAAUUUCCAUACAGCAUAACCAAUUGCUCUUUCCUUGAGGAACUGAACAUCACCACAUCAAAUCUAACUGGAACACUACCAGACUUGUCGCCGCUCAUUUCUUUGAAGAUACUUGAUUUAUCAAGUAAUUACUUCACUGGUGAAUUCCCCUUGUCAGUUACCAACCUCACCAAUCUUGAGAUUCUGAAUUUUAAUGAAAAUAGCGGUUUUAACCCAUGGCAACUGCCUGACAGCUUCACCAAGCUGACAAAACUCAAGUACAUGGUGAUAUCAACUUGCAAAGUUCAAGGUCGAAUUCCAGCAUUUAUAGGGAACAUGACAUCGCUUGUUGAUCUUGAACUGGAUGGGAAUUUCUUCACAGGUAAAAUUCCCCCAGAACUUGGUUUGCUCAAAAACCUGCAGUCAUUGGAGCUUUAUUAUAACGAGCUUGUUGGAGAAGUACCCGAGGAACUUGGAAAUCUUACGGAGCUCAUAGAUUUUGACAUUUCUGUUAAUUUUUUGACCGGAGAAAUUCCAAAGUCCUUAUGUAGCCUUCCAAAGCUUGAGGUCCUGCAACUUUACAACAAUAGUCUUACAGGAAGGAUCCCUGAAGUGAUCGCAAAUUCAACAACCUUGAGGAUAUUAUCUCUUUAUGACAAUUCACUGACAGGACAAGUUCCGAAAAAUCUAGGGAAGUUCUCCCCUAUGAUUGCUUUUGAUCUGUCCGAAAAUCAGUUAUCCGGGGAACUGCCAGCUGAUACCUGCAAAGGAGGUAAGCUGCUAUACUUCUGUGCCCUGGAUAACAUGUUUUCUGGAACACUUCCAGAAAGUUAUGGAAGCUGUCUAUCUCUUCUACGUCUUCGUGUCAGUCAAAACCGUCUAGAAGGUUCCAUACCAGAAGGGAUAUUAGGCCUUCCCCGGGUUUCAAUCAUCGAUUUGGGUUACAAUAAUUUGAGUGGUUCACUGGCCAAAACAAUCGGAAAUGCUAAGAACUUAUCUGAACUGCUCAUACCCAGAAACAUGAUAUCAGGUAUUCUCCCUCCUGAAAUCUCACAUGCUACCACUCUGGUUAAAAUUGAUCUCAGCAAUAACCUUUUAUCCGGUCCAAUACCUUCUGAAAUCAGCAACUUAAAAUGGCUAAAUUCAUUGAUUUUGCAAAAAAACAAGCUCAGUUCUUCAAUACCUGAAACCCUAUCAUCAUUAAAAUCACUUAAUGUGCUUGACCUUUCCAGCAAUGUUUUAGAGGGUAAUAUCCCUGAAAGCCUCUCUAACUUGCUUCCUAACUCUAUCAACUUCUCCAACAAUCUGCUUUCUGGCCCCAUUCCUAAGCCAUUUAUAGAGGGGGGACAGUUGGAAAGUUUUUCAAGCAACCCAUCUCUCUGCGUUCCUAAUGAUCUCAGUUCAAAAGAUACAAACUUUCCCACCUGUCCACAAACCUAUAACCGCAAAAAGCUGAACUACACCUGGGUAAUUGGGGUUUCAGUGGGGAUUAUUAUCUUUGGAGGUCUCUUGUUUCUGAAGCGCUGGUUUAGUAAAGAAAGAGCUGUAACAAAACAUGAAGACAGCUUCUCUUCUUCCAACUUCUCAUAUGAUGUCAAAAGCUUCCACCGAAUAAGCUUUGAUCACUAUGAGAUAAUGGAAGCAAUGGUUGACAAGAACAUAAUUGAUCGUGGGGGAUCAGGUACAGUUUAUAAAAUCGAGUUGAGCAAUGGAGAAAUUAUAGCUGUGAAGCGGCUCUGGCGUCAAGCAACAAAAGAUCCUUCUUCAGAUGACCAGGUAGUUAUUAACAAGGAACUGAAAACUGAAGUUGAAACAUUAGGCAGCAUCAGACACAAGAACAUCGUCAAGUUGUACUGCUAUUUCUCCAGCGUGGAAUCAAACUUGUUAGUUUAUGAGUACAUGCCAAAUGGAAACCUCUGGGAUUCACUUCACAGAGGAAAAAUCCAGUUGGAUUGGCCCACUCGACAUCAAAUUGCACUUGGGGUUGCACAGGGCUUGGCCUACUUACACCAUGAUCUAAUGCCGCCGAUAAUUCACAGAGACAUCAAGUCAACCAACAUUUUACUUGAUGUCAACAACCACGCCAAGGUUGCGGACUUUGGCAUUGCCAAAGUUUUGCGUGCACAAGGUGGCAAAGAUUCCACAACAACUGUAAUUGCUGGAACUUAUGGGUAUUUGGCCCCAGAAUAUGCAUACUCUUCCAAAGCAACCACCAAGUGUGAUGUCUACAGUUUUGGUGUUGUCCUUAUGGAACUAAUAACUGGGAAGAAGCCUGUGGAGGCAGAGUUUGGAGAUAACAAGAAUAUUAUAUAUUGGGUGUCCACAAAGGUAGAGACGAAAGAAGGGGUGAUGGAGGUUUUAGAUAAGCAAUUAUCAGGGUCAUUCAAGGACGAAAUUAUCAAGGUACUUCGGAUUGCUGUUCGUUGUACAAGCAAGUCACCAGCCCUUCGUCCGACUAUGGAUGAAGUUGUUCAGUUACUAAUUGAGGCAGAUCCAUGCAAAAUCAGUUCUUUCAAGUCAUCAAAUAAAGUUAAGGAUAUGGAAGAUGUAACAAAGCCUCCAAAGAACCAAUAUGAAUCAUGAUGGGGAUUCCACUUAAAGUAGCAUAGCAUCUCUAUACUCUCGAAAAGUAUUGAGGGCCUAUCUGAGCAUAAGAACUUAGUCGCUUUGUUCCAUCCAAGAAAGUAGUGAUAUAUAGAAUCUAUCGCAUGUCAACUUUUCUUUUUCUGCCUAUUGUAAGUAUUUGCUAAUUUGUAUUAAUAAAAUGACCUACUUUGCUGGCAA
Molecule: messenger RNA, 3252 nt
Organism: Daucus carota subsp. sativus
Lineage: Eukaryota; Viridiplantae; Streptophyta; Magnoliopsida; Apiales; Apiaceae
Product: receptor protein-tyrosine kinase CEPR1
Exons: 2
Coding region: 172-3051 (959 amino acids)
Biological process (GO): protein phosphorylation
Molecular function (GO): protein binding; ATP binding; protein kinase activity
Source: RefSeq, a predicted model, not a curated record